AUGCCUUCGUCGUUUGUUUUGCCACAUUUGUCCCAGAUUAUCAAAUUAGAACCCGAGAAAGAGCCCUUUUGCGCUGGCUACGCCCCAUCCCAGGGUCGUCGCUGCCAUGCCUCAACAAAUGCAUACGGUCGCAGACGUGCUAUGAACCUACUAGACGAGGCCACAGAAGAGCUGCGCGCUGGAAGAUGCAUCGACGAUCUUCUCGAGGAGCUUGCCCCCCAUGUUUUGUGCAGAAGAUGGCAUCAGUCCCAGGCAUCGGACCUCAUCGCACGCUGGCAAAAGAAUAUUCGUUCAUUCAUGCGAUUGCAAUCACCAUUACGCAGAGAGUCAACCCCACAGUUUGUUAGACAGCCAACACGGGUAACGACCAGACCAGCCAGCAGAGAGCCCACAAGAGAUACCCCUUCGGAACUACGUUUGAUGAACGUCGAACAGCAAUGUUCUGAGCUAUACCAGACGCUUCAAGAAACUCUCGCGGUGCUUCAAAGACUUCAAGCUCAACAAACCCCAGUUCCGAUUCCAUCGUCUACAAGCGAGACUUCAAUUCCACGGGCACAGGACCGCAGCAAUGUUAUCACAAUUCGACACACGAGUACGAGUCAUGGCUCCGUUUCAAGCACACAAAGGCUACAAAGUCAAACAGUCGUGACGCAACCAGUGAACGCUUCAGGAGAAACCAGAGUGAGAGAUCGGGCACCUCGUCGGGACGAAUCAAGAUCUAGCUCUAGAUCCGCCACAAUAACCCCUGCGCUGCCGCGUCCGUCUCAGGCAAUCCUUCAAACUGAAGAAAGGGCAACACAUCAGACUACUGACUCAUCUUUGCGCCCAAAUGUGCAUGUUACUCGCCGAGUCAUCGAAGGUCCUUGUGGAAUUUGUCUGGAGGCAUUGAAAAGUACAGAACUCGAUGAUUCAGAUGAAGAGGAAGGGGAGAGUGAUGACAACGACAGUGAAAGUGACGAUGAACAUCGUGAAGAAAUUGGAGACCACAGUGACCAGGAAGACCUACACCUUGUUUUUUGCAAGGCUCAGUGCGGGAACAAUUUCCACGAUUCCUGCCUACGCGAAUGGUUGGAGCACUCCAUUCUGCCAACAUGCCCCAUGUGCCGGUGCUCAUGGGAAGAUUGA
Messenger RNA from Penicillium longicatenatum, 1125 nucleotides. RefSeq lists its product as uncharacterized. NCBI's taxonomy places the organism in Eukaryota, Fungi, Ascomycota, Eurotiomycetes, Eurotiales, Aspergillaceae. The record is from RefSeq and is a predicted model, not a curated record. The transcript has a single exon. Gene Ontology annotation, molecular function: ubiquitin protein ligase activity. Bases 1 to 1125 code for a protein of 374 amino acids.